UUUGUAGUGCCCCAUACGCAGCACAAUAUUCACUGAUACCUCAUAAUAGAAAUGAAAUCUUAUUAUAGAUGAGAGAAAAAAAAAAGCAGUUUUUGAAACAACAGCAGUGGUCAACAAAGAGGGCAUGAGGUGUGAAGCAAAAAAAAAUGCGGAGCAUGAAGUGCUGAGACUGACAGUGCUGUGUGCUUAGGUCUGUUUCUGUGAGAGAGGGAGGAGAUGCAGUGUGGAGAAUUCAUGUGCUGGAAGGAGAUUUAAAGUGGAGAGCGAGAGCAGAGAGACAGAGAAGGGACUGGGGCGAGAGUGAGAGCUGAAGACUGAGAGAGAAACAGGCAAGGGGGAAAGAGGAGUAAGGGAGCAUCGGAGUCGAGUCUGCUUCCAACCACCGCCUGUCGGAUCUCCCUGAGUUGACGGGCUGCUGCUGCUGACUGGAGACUGGAUCCUUUUGCAGCACACACACCAGAGUUUCCCCGUGGCUAUGCGUUCAGCUGGCGUUAACCUCUGCUGGCUCCGGCGCUGGCACAUGAGUGAAGGUUUGACCAGCUUCGCUCUGGACCUGACUCAAUACCCAUGAACCCCUGCCAACUCUGGCGUACCCUCUCCUGUCAUUAAGGUGCCCAGUUGGACUCCGGAGGCCGUUGCAGAACAGUGAAUUCAUUUAUCUGUUCAGGAAACCAGCUUGAAAUUAUAUGAACGUUGAGAAAUGGCUCACUGUCCUGCCGGAAGCAGCCAUCUGAAAAUGGGUUCACUGUGGUCAUAAAGGAAUGGACAUGGUCAACAACACCACUCAGAUGGGAAAUGCCUCCGAAAUUUUUCUGUUCAUGUCCAGAAUAUCAAAAGACAAUGACUUCGUCAUGGGAACACUCUACACCAUAUUUGGUGUGUUGUCCGUACUGGGGAAUGGGAUCCUGCUCUUUGUGGCCUUUAGAAAGAAAUCGUCUCUGAAGCCGGCAGAGUUCUUUGUCGUCAAUCUGGCCAUCAGUGACUUGACCAUGACUAUAACUCUGUUUCCACUGGCCAUUCCUUCAGCCUAUGCUCACAUGUGGUUAUUUAACCUGACAACCUGCACUGUCUAUGCCUUUUGUGGUGUUUUGUUUGGCCUGUGCAGUCUGUCCAAUCUCACGGUGCUCUCAUGUGUUUGUUGGCUCAAGGUCUGCUGUCCAAACUACGGUAACAAAUUCUCAUACUGCCAUGCCUCCCUACUCGUCGCGGGCAUCUGGUGCUACGCCGGAGUGUUUGCCGUGGGUCCACUGUCAGGUUGGGGAGAGUAUGGUGCUGAACCUUAUGGGACUGCUUGCUGCAUCAACUGGCACGCUCCCAACCACAGUUCUGCAGCGAUGAGCUACAUCAUCUGUCUCUUCUUCUUCUGCUACAUUGUUCCCUGUACUAUUAUAUUUCUGUCCUACACCUUCAUCUUGGUGACAGUGCGAGGCUCGCGGCAGGCCGUACAGCAGCACAUGUCUCCACAGAACAAGAUCACCAAUGCACAUGCACUUAUAGUUAAGCUUUCCGUGGCAGUUUGCAUCGGUUUCCUCACGGCUUGGAGUCCAUAUGCGAUUGUUUCCAUGUGGGCAGCCUUUGGGAACGCAACAGACAUACCACCAAUGGCUUUUGCUUUGGCAGCCAUAUUUGCCAAGUCCUCCACCCUUUACAAUCCCAUUGUCUAUCUGGUCUUCAAGCCCAAUUUCCGCAAGUCUCUGUGUCGGGAUGUAGCUCACUGCAGAAGCACAUUCUGCAGAUGUUUUUGUCAACACAGCUCUGCACAGAAGGGAACUUGCAGGCAAUCUCAUCACAUUGACGAGUGCAACUCCACAAGGUUGUCUAAUGGACUGCCAGAGAACCACCGGACCUGCAGACAUUGUCCUUGCGCUGAAACGGUCUCCGGUGCCAAGGAAAAUUUCACAGAUUACAGUCCUCAGCAGACUGCCAGAAUACUGAAAGGAUCUGUGCAAACCGAGGUCGCUGUCAGUCAGCUCUCCAAUGAGAUGCAGAGCGACUUUCUUUAAAGAGAGAAAAACGCCGCCUCAAAAACAAAAGCUGCCAAAAGAAACCAGCAACAAAAAACUGCAAGAUGUUGGAUAAAAAAAAAAAAGAAGCUAAUUGCAAUUUCAGGAAUAGUCAAAGGCUGAAGGCUUACUCACUGAUGAAAAAGACUAUUAUUGAGUAUUAUUCUCGAGUUCCAAGCUUGUUCUAUACCUCAAAUAUUUAAUACUGCCAAUAGAAAAGAAAAACAGAUUUUAAAAAAAAAUCAAGAUUUGAUCAUGCAGUUACAGUAAACACAGUAAAAUAAGCAAGCCAACCAGUUCAGAUGGUAAAUUUGUCAGGUCAAAGUUACAAGCAUCAACUAUUGUAUUGCUCUGAACAAUCAACAUCAAGGAAGCAAGACUGAAGAGUCAAAAUGCAAAAUCAAUUUACGCUGGAUUUAGAGGGAGGAAGUGAUACUGAAACUGACGACUCCCUAAUCAACCCUUUAUGUGUUUUUACAAGUACUGUACAUUAUGGGAUAUUUGUAUUUAUUAACGCAUGCCUCAAACUGAAGGACAACAGGGUUGCUGCUCUUACCUAAAAGUAAGUAAAUAUCGUGUCCCGAUUGCUGUCGGAGAACAAAGUUUUCGAAGCCUCAAUUAAUUUGCAUACAAUUUGUCGAACUUGAGGUUCACCUUUUAAAAGUAGGUUCGUCAAAUGAAUAAAGAACAAUUCAAGCUCAACAAAGCUUCUUAUUACCUUCAUAAAAAUGAACAUCCUAGUAACAGAGUAGCAUUCGUUACUCUGCAGUGUUAUGUCUGAUUGUCUGUAGGAAAAAUGUUUGGGUGGUUGGUUUAACAGCUCCUUUGGACCAAGACAUGAACAAUUUCUUUAUGUUUCAUGGAAAUAUUUGUUUUCAUUUUACACUUUACUUCUUUUUUUUAAAUAUAAUUUUAUAAUUUAUGAUGUAAAAUUAGAUCCUCUGGCACCAAAGCCAGGCAAAAAUGCGUAAUGAAUGGAUUACCCAAUUAGUUGUCUCAUUCUAAAACACCCCCAAAAGAAAUCACAAAAGUAAUUAAACUAAAAGGCUUGUGCAGAUUUUAUAAAUGUUUUUUUUUUCUUUUAAUUACAUAUUAGCACUUUACCAACUGAGAGAUUCAAAUGACAAAAUAAGUUUUAUACUUAAACAGGGUUAACUGUUGGCCAGUCUGGCUACAUGAUAGAGAUAAGUUCAGGAGAAACAAAAGCACAGCUAAAACAUUUUAGAAUGCUGAUUACAAGCAUUACAAUUUAGCAAUUUACAACUGAGAGGCACACUUCACAAUAGGACUCAUUCAGCUCUGGAAUGAGUCUUAUUCCAGAGAUGAAUGAGUCAACUCUGGGACCCAGACUAGUAAGAUGGCUGGACGUCCUCAUGCUGCUCGAGUGUUGUUGUCUAAAACAGAUGGCACAUUCAAGCAUCUGAAAAUUGUACCCAAGAUGAACCAGGCUUGUGAAGAUCCACAAAUCUCUUCUUGAUAUUUUGCUUGAGUUAUUUCUUUUGAAUUCGUCCUUAUUCGUGAAGUGAAUGAAGUUGUUUGCUUGAGAUGCUACCUCAAAAUAAAAUUACAGGUGAACCCUCCAAUUAACUCUGCCAUUAGUCAGUUAGCGAAUUAAAAUAUUUGUAUCAAUUCUAACUGAGCUAGAACAGAAUUUGCUGUUUAGUCUGAGAAUAAAAACAAACAAAUAUUUUUUAUAGUGUCUGGUAAUUCCUUGUUUCAGUUUUACAGUAAACCCCAAAGUCGAGUAGACUUUUUUUCCCCACUUUAUCUUUGAAAAAAAAAAAAGUUAUUGAAAUAUCAAACUAUCAAAACACAGAUUGACAAGUGGCGAUAUCUGGAAAUGUAAUCUCUCUCUGAGCAUUUUAGCCCAAUCUGUGACUGGUUGGUUUCGUUAUCUGUCAACUUAUCCUAACAUAAUUGUGCACUGUCACCACCUCCCUCAGUAAGAUGUCUUCAACCCCCCUUCACAGCUCAGCGCUUUCAGAAAACACUCAAGGUUGUCUAAGUCUUAGCUUGAAGUGCUUGGUGUGCAGUGCUUCAGUUAUUUGCCAGUAAGGUGCUGUCCACUAAACAAUACUUUAGACGCUUUGAUUAAAGCAUUUCAGACAUUUUCUUUAAAAACAAAAAACGGCUCCUUUUUUAUAUUUUGCUUAAUAGGUCUGCUGUUUUUUUUUUUUUUUUUCUCUUUACUAAACAGCUCCAUGUCAUUAAAUGAGGCUAACAAAUGAAGAGUUCAAACAGCUAUGUGAUUUUAAACAGUCGGUUUUAACCUGCUUUUGGAAGAGGUCAAAUCUUCAUCACUCACAAGAUCAGCAAAAAAUAAAUAAAUCCACAUUCACAGUAAUUACUUUGAGGAAAAAAAAGACAUUUAAUUAUUUUCCCUUUGAGAAAAAAAAAUACAUUCAAGAGGGUGCUGAUUUAUUUAAUUAAUUCAAAACAGGAGAAAAUUUCUGUGCUUGUGCAUGAAUAUGGAAAUAUUGUCUUCAUUGCUUCUCUUGCCAACUAUUAAAAAAAAAGUUGGUAACAUGAGACCUAAAAGGCUGUGCCUCAGCAGAUACCAACAUUAUAUGAAUAAAAAUGCUCACUGAGCAUAGCUGAGCACUGUUUGCCUAACAGGCAGUUUUGUUCUUUUCUCCUGGCAGCAAAGGUCAUCAACUGAAGUCAAAAAAGACAUGCAAUGUCCGAGAUAAAUUAGAUCUGCUUGAGUGUGUGUUUUUGUUGAGUGGCGUAGCUUCUGUGAUAUCUUAACUCAUUAUGUGGGGAAGGCUCCGGCUCUUUCUAGUUUUCACAAAUUACCCGACAACAAAAGCAACUCACGUUUGAUGUUUGCCGUUUCAUAUGAUCACCUUAUGUUCUGCUUGAGGUGAUACAACAAUCAGGUGACAUGUUGCACAUAAUCUUCUAAAACUCCCUAAUGACUCAGUAAAAAAUCUAACAAAUUCAACAAUAAAAUAAAAUUCAACCAGAAAAAAAAAUAAAUAAAUUAAAAAAAAAUCAGCAAUACAAAUACACCGCCAUCUUGCUUUUUUAUAUUUUUGUUUUUAUAGUUUUUACAUUUAGCCAUGGGUUUGUGAGAUGCCUCUUAUUGAAGAGUUACUGCCUUUUUAUAGCUAAGGCUAUGACUACACAUAGCCUUAGCACAUACUCGACACAUACAAAGAAAAUACAACAAAUCGAUCCCUAAGUCACUUUUUGAGAAAUAAAGUGGAGAGCAUGUUGAACCAACAUAAAAAGAGUAGGGGGGGAAAAAUCCUAAGAAUCCAAGAAAACUGCUCUGUUUGUAUUUGCCAUCUCGUUUCCUAUUAGUCCAAAUUAACUCAGCUGGUUUAGUGGUUUAACUGUGGGUUAGUCUAGUCUGGUUGGUUGAGAACAAAAUGUAAGUCUUUGAGUGUAAUUGUUUUUCCCACCAUGUUGGAAGGAGAUAACGCAUAGCAGCUCAUGCCAGAAACACCAUACCAACGCUGAAGUUUGCAAGUGGGAGCAUCAUUUCCUUGGAUUGUUUCAAUUUUAUCACUUGAUGUGAUUGAAUGAUCUGGCUUUACAUAGUAGAUAUGUAAAUAAGACCAAAAACAUAAAGACACAAUAAUUGGGUUAAGAGAACAAAAUCAAGGUUGUUAAAAUGUCCCAGUUAAUCUCUGGCUUAAAGGGAGUGUAUUAUGCAAAAUCAACUGUUUUGAGCUUUAAACCAUGUUACAAUGUCAUUCCCUCAUCAAAAAAAAAAACAUAAAAAAAUAACCAAACUGUUGCUUUAACUCGUUUAUGCAUUGAACCUUGAAUCUCGGGUGGCAGCCGUUUGGCGGCGCCUUAACGCCUCAUGCAAUGCGCUGCCUCUUUCCCCAAAGCUUCACCCUGGAGCUUCAGUCUCCAGCUGAGCUCCACGGCUCCAUCAUACUAGCGACGGCAGCGAAUAGCAAACACCUCGUGGAACUGUGAGCUAAUCACACAAACUACGACAUUCUUACGUCUGGCUGUAAACAGCAUCAAUGGAGGCAAAUUUCAAGGUGUCAGAAACAGCUUUGACAUGAAGUCAAAUUUCUUAAGUUCUCAAAUUAUUUUAAGAUAUUCAGAAUUUUUAUAAUAAUUGAAUGUAACUGAUUGUGCCAUAAAGUGGCUCUGCAUGUCUGAAAAAUUUAUAUUAUACCCCCCAUUUAAAUUAAAUUUUUAAUUUAGUGAAAGAACUGAACCAAGCAGUUUAGACAUAGAGAAGUUUCCCUGAACCUGAAAGAUUUGGAGACAUUUGGUUUUGAGAAAUCGGUUGCAUCACAACAAUGCAUGUUGCUAAUUUCACCAAAAAA
Messenger RNA from Poecilia latipinna (sailfin molly), 6298 nucleotides. RefSeq names its product opsin 7, group member b (gene opn7b). Gene Ontology annotation, biological process: G protein-coupled receptor signaling pathway. Bases 762 to 2003 code for a protein of 413 amino acids. The record is from RefSeq and is a predicted model, not a curated record. The transcript has 7 exons. Gene Ontology annotation, molecular function: G protein-coupled receptor activity. Lineage: Eukaryota; Metazoa; Chordata; Actinopteri; Cyprinodontiformes; Poeciliidae. Gene Ontology annotation, cellular component: membrane.